AUGACGCAGAGCCAUGUCCGAUCUGUCCAAGUCGCCGAAAUGAAGAUGCUCCGGUGGAUGUGCGGGGUAACGAGGCUCGAUAAGAUACGCAACGAGUACGUUCGCGGUAGCCUCGGAGUACGUGAUAUCGCCGAUAAGCUACAAGAGAGCCGACUGAGAUGGUUUGGGCACGUAAAAAGAAGACCUCCUGAUUACAUCGGGAAUGUUGCUAUGGAUCUGAACAUUGUCGGCUCCAGAGGAAGAGGAAGACCGAAGAUGAGAUGGGCGGACACCAUAGAAAAAGACAUGAGGGCCUGCGACGUUUCAGUAGACGACACGUCCGAUCGCGCGAAGUGGAGAGAAAAGACCAGAAAAGCAGACCCCACAAUCAGAUGGGAAUAA
Cydia fagiglandana is the source of this 381-nucleotide messenger RNA. RefSeq lists its product as uncharacterized. The record is from RefSeq and is a predicted model, not a curated record. Bases 1 to 381 code for a protein of 126 amino acids. The transcript has a single exon. NCBI's taxonomy places the organism in Eukaryota, Metazoa, Arthropoda, Insecta, Lepidoptera, Tortricidae.